AUGAUGGUCUGGAUCCACGGUGGUGGGUUUGUCGACGGCGACGCGGGGGACGCGAGCGAAGGCAACACCUACGACGGCUGCGGCCUGGCCGCCAGUCACGGCGUGAUCGUCGCGGGCAUGAACUACCGGUUGGGCGUGCUCGGCUUUGCCGCGCUGGAGAGGGCGGGCGGGGGCGUCGACGCCAACUUCGGGCUGGAGGACCAGCGCGAGGCGCUGCGGUGGCUGCGCGACCAGGCGUUCGCCAUCGGCGGCGACCCCGCCAGGGUGACGAUCUUCGGCGAGUCGGCCGGGGGCAUGUCCGUUUUCCACCACCUCGUGUCCCCGCGGAGCGCUGGGUUGUUCCGGGCGGCCAUCAGCGAGUCGGGCCUGCCCACCGCAGCCGGCCGGGAGUUCAGCCUCGGCAACACGCGGGCCUUCGCCAGGGCCGCUGGCUGUGAGCGCGGAGAGCCCAUACGCGCGUGUCUCUUGGGGAAGAGCAUGGACGAGCUGAUACGGGCCCAGGCGGCAGGGGGUUCGCCUUUCGCGUCGAAUUCGACCGGCUGGGGUGCCACCGUGGACGGCGUCGACCUCACCGACUACCCGAGGCGGCUGAUGGCGCACCGGCUCAGGGUGCCCGUGCUUGCUGGAUUCAACACGGAUGAGGGAAACGUGUUCGUGUGGCACGUGCUGACGGAGUUCGACCCGGGCACGGCGCUGAACCCCGCGCAGCUUGCGGAGGUGUUCCGCCGGUACCCCGCCGCGCCAGAGGGAGACCAGCGGAUCCUGGCGGCGCGGGUGUUCACCGACUACGGCAUCCUGUGCGGCACGCAGUGCGCCCUGUCGAGCGCGGCGCCGGGCAAGGCUUUCUUCUACCGCUUCGACCACAGGGGUGGCUGCCCCAAGCCGGGGACCGUGCCGGGGGUCUACCACGGCUUGGAGCUGCCCUACGUCUUCGGCACGCCAGCGUCGUACCAGUGCUCAUUCGACGCUGGGGAGGAGGCCCUCAGCGCCAGGAUGCAGAGGCUUUGGGCCGACUUCGCGAAGCACCUGGCGCCGUCCCCGAGCGACGGGUCGUUCCCCGCCUUCGGCGGGGAGAACAUGACAAAUUUGGUGCUGCGCGCCAGUGGCGACUCGCUCGAGGGCGGCUACCGGGCCGACUUCUGCCGCUUCUGGUCCGAGGUGUGGCAGCUGGGCGGCGCCUCGCCUCUGCUGGUGUAG
Prorocentrum cordatum is the source of this 1197-nucleotide messenger RNA. Lineage: Eukaryota; Dinophyceae; Prorocentrales; Prorocentraceae. The record is from the annotation of a GenBank genome assembly.